AUGGCAGUACGGCAUUUAAUUUCAACAUCUGACCUCAACAAUGAAAUUCUUACUGACCUUGGAAAAGGGGGUGGAAGGAAGGAGGAAGAAGAAGAAUACGUGUUGAUUAAUAAGAAGGGGAAGUGGGGCCCACGGAGGAGCCCCCUGAACUCCGGCUUUGCACGCGCAGUCAGGGAAUUGGGGCCCACAGAGAAACAGGCCCACGCACGUCCAUGCAAAAAUGAAAAGCAAUACUGCUAG
Messenger RNA from Dovyalis caffra, 240 nucleotides. NCBI's taxonomy places the organism in Eukaryota, Viridiplantae, Streptophyta, Magnoliopsida, Malpighiales, Salicaceae. The record is from the annotation of a GenBank genome assembly.